Dipodomys ordii (Ord's kangaroo rat) is the source of this 1304-nucleotide messenger RNA. It is a transcript of the gene Prxl2a, whose product is annotated as family with sequence similarity 213, member A. The record is from RefSeq and is a predicted model, not a curated record. Lineage: Eukaryota; Metazoa; Chordata; Mammalia; Rodentia; Heteromyidae. The transcript is spliced from 6 exons. Bases 164 to 928 code for a protein of 254 amino acids.
CGGCCGAUGCCGGCUUAAAGCCGUGGUGCGCGGCACCCCGGCCCCAUUCGGGAGCCAGGCGGGCGGGAGAGGUGCACCUGUGGCGAGCGUGGUCCGCAAGUCUUGGCCAAGCCCGUGAGGUCCACGGAGGCGGGGCAGGUGAGGAUCCCGGCGGGGCCCAGAAAUGUCUUUUCUCCAGGAUCCAAGUUUCUUCACCAUGGGGAUGUGGUCCAUUGGUGCAGGUGCCCUGGGGGCUGCGACCCUGGCAGUGCUCCUGGCCAACACAGACCUGUUUCUGUCCAAGCCAAAGAAAGCAACACUGGAGUAUCUGGAAGAAAUUGAUUUAAAGACGCUGGAGAAGGAACCAAGAACUUUCAAAGCAAAGGAACUAUGGCAGAAGAGGGGAGCCGUGAUUAUGGCUGUGCGUCGGCCAGGUUGUUUUCUCUGUCGAGAGACGCAUGUGGCCAGCAGGGUCUGCAGCACUGCUCAUACUGCUUGGUCUAUAGUGAAGCUGCAGCAUGUGGCUCCCCGCAAGGUCAAACUCUUAAGGACACACCUAUCUGCCUGCCCUCCCCUUGGGGGCAUGCCUGGUUCUGUCACCAAGUUGGAGCUCAUCAGCUGGGUCAGCUUCAGGUUGGCCUCUCGAUGGGAAGCCAUCAUCGUCUCUGUGAAAAAGUUCUACGGUCCCCAAAAGCGCAAGAUGUUGUUUAUGGGAUUCAUCCGUCUGGGCGUGUGGACCAACUUCUUCCGGGCCUGGAAUGGAGGCUUCUCAGGCAACCUGGAAGGCGAAGGUGUCAUCCUCGGGGGAGUUUUUGUGAUGGGGUCAGGAAAGCAGGGCAUUCUUCUCGAACACCGAGAAAAGGAAUUUGGAGACAAAGUAGACUUGCGUUCUGUUCUGGAAGCUGCUGCCAAGAUAAAACAAGAGACUCUUGCCUCAGAGCAAAAAUGAUCACAGGAAAAAUUCCUGGCUCAGGGGUAACUGUGGGCACACACUUUGGCUCAUCAGCGUUGUCGAGUUUCCUCCCUGAAGAGUGAGAAGCGUACUCACACCACGUUCUUGCUGUGGAGUGGAGUGUAUUUAAUACAGUUUCCUGUUUAGUCUCAGCAAGGUAAAUUACCCCAAAACAAAACUGAUAAAAAUCUAAUGUACUAAUGAGAGCUAAUUGCAGUAAAAGUGAGAAAGUAUGAGGUUUAAAACCAACUAUAGCCACUCAUUGCAAAUUAUAUUCUGUUUCAGUGCUACUAUCUAAGAUUAUUUUAUUUUCAUUAUUAAAAUCUACAAAAAGUUGAGGCCAUGCUAUUGCUCAAUGGCAGAGUACUUGCCU